AAGGUCAGGAGGUCAAUGGGUAUGAGCACAUCUUACCUGUCAUACCAGAUAGUGUCCGUGUACAACUUGAGGACACGCACUUACUCAGCUCAGAACCUCUCAGGUCCUAACAGACGACAGUCCUUUCACUGGCAGCGGUCUAAAGUCUUCAGAAUGGUGAAAAUCCUGCUCUUCUGCCUUUUUGCCUAUGUCUACAGCCAGAGCACCCUCAGUCCCGAGCAGCAGGCGCUGCUGCAGUCGUUACAGGCUGUCUUCAACCGCGUGGACACUAAUGGUGACGGCAGGAUAGUGCUUGACGAACAGCUGGCAUACUUCGACAACCUGGACCUCAACAAGGACGGAAAGUUAGAUUACAGAGAAUUUCUAGCCAGUCGCGUGGAUUCCGGACCCGCGCCGUCGCAAGUCAUCCUGAAUGCCACCUUCACGUACUACGACACGGUGGCCGGCAAGGUCCCUGCUGAUGGCUUCCUGUCCCGCAAUGAUGUCCGAGACCUCUUUCAGCUUCUUGAUCUUGAUGGAAAUGGCGAAGCCUCUCUUGUUGAGUUUGACACAGCUUUCAUCAAGGUUGGUGAAGCCAUUGCCGCUCUGAUUAAUGCAAAAACAACUCCAAGAAGCUGAAAAAGCAUCCACAAAACCUCAAGACAAAUCGUUUAAAAUCCUUGAAAAGCAAAUGCAUCUUUUUAAUUAAAUUGGUGUUGCUUA
Messenger RNA from Pomacea canaliculata, 702 nucleotides. RefSeq names its product calmodulin-like protein 1. The transcript is spliced from 5 exons. Gene Ontology annotation, molecular function: calcium ion binding. Lineage: Eukaryota; Metazoa; Mollusca; Gastropoda; Architaenioglossa; Ampullariidae. Bases 16 to 618 code for a protein of 200 amino acids. The record is from RefSeq and is a predicted model, not a curated record.